Molecule: messenger RNA, 3538 nt
Organism: Nicrophorus vespilloides
Lineage: Eukaryota; Metazoa; Arthropoda; Insecta; Coleoptera; Silphidae
Product: cohesin subunit SA-1
Exons: 8
Coding region: 79-3438 (1119 amino acids)
Biological process (GO): sister chromatid cohesion
Cellular component (GO): chromatin; nucleus; cohesin complex
Molecular function (GO): chromatin binding
Source: RefSeq, a predicted model, not a curated record
UAUAAAUGGCGACUAAAGUGUUGUGAGCUGUGUUUACAAUUUUCUUAUUUGUAAAUUGGUGAAGGAACAAUAUUCAAAAUGCAUCGAAGAGGCGGAAAAAGGAUCCGUAUGGAUGAGCCACCACCUGAUUAUGAAAGUCCAAUGACUCCUGCAGUAGAACAUGAUAGUUACGGUGGUUACACUUCAAAUUAUCAAGAUUACAAUGAACAAGCAAACUCCUCUUCUGAUGGUAUGUUUGAAUCGCCUCCUACACCUGGUCUGAGAAGAGUCACAAGAUCUAAAGCAAGAGGUGGUUCUCACCCGCAGCCUGUUUAUGUGGCUCCAUCAGCUAGUCCUACUAGUUCUGGUAGAGGAAGACCUCGUGGUCGACCACCAGGUAGGAAAAACCAUUCAGAAGGAAUUCAUCAUUUGGAAGAUGAUGCCAGUUUAUAUUUAACUAUAAAAAAUUGCAAGGCUUCCUUAGCUAGCAUUGUGGAUGAUUGGAUAGAAAACUAUAAGUUGCACAGGGAGCAAGCAUUAAUAUGUUUAAUGCAAUUUUUUAUCAAUGCAGCUGGUUGCAAAGGUAGAAUUACACAGCAAAUGCAGUCAAAUAUGGAACAUGCUGCAAUUAUUCGAAGAAUGACUGAAGAGUUUGAUGAAGAAUCUGGAGAAUAUCCAUUGAUCAUGGCUGGACAAUCCUGGAAAAAGUUCAGACAAAAUUUUUGUGAAUUUGUUCAAACUUUAGUGAAACAAUGCCAAUAUUCUAUUAUUUAUGACCAAUUUCUUAUGGAUAAUGUCAUCUCAUUACUUACUGGUUUAUCAGAUUCUCAAGUCAGAGCUUUUCGUCAUACAGCAACGUUAGGUGCAAUGAAAUUAAUGACAGCACUUGUGGAUGUUGCUUUAACAGUAUCGGUCAAUUUAGAUAACACACAGAGACAGUACGAAGCAGAACGACAAAAGACUCGUGAAAAGAGAGCAAGCGACAGGUUGGAAUCGCUGUUGGGUAAAAGGCAGGAAUUAGAAGAAAAUAUGGAUGAAAUUAAAAAUAUGUUAACAUACAUGUUUAAAUCAGUUUUCGUACAUAGGUAUCGAGAUACUCUUCCGGAAAUAAGAGCCAUUGCUAUGACGGAAAUAGGCGUUUGGAUGCAUAAAUUUCAUGCAAAUUUCCUGGAUGAUUCCUAUUUGAAAUAUAUUGGUUGGACAUUGCAUGAUAAGGUUGGUGAAGUUAGAUUGAGAUGUCUACAGGCCUUGCAACCUCUGUAUGCCAGUGAAGAAUUGAAAGGGAAAUUGGAACUGUUCACUAAUAAGUUUAAAGAUAGGAUUGUUGCUAUGACAUUGGAUAAGGAAUACGAUGUUGCUGUACAAGCAGUUAAACUGGUUAUUAGUAUUUUGAAACAUCACAAUGAAAUUUUAACAGAUAAAGAUUGUGAACACGUUUACGAAUUGGUUUAUUCUUCUCAUCGUGCCGUAGCUCAAGCGGCGGGAGAGUUUUUAAACGAAAGACUUUUCCAACCAGGCGAUAUCGAUGUAGGUAAAACUAAGCGCGGUAAGCGUCGCCUACCUAAUACACCGUUUAUCAGAGAUCUUGUACAAUUUUUUAUUGAAUCUGAACUGCACGAGCACGCAGCGUAUUUAGUAGAUUCAUUAAUAGAAUCGAAUACGAUGAUGAAAGAUUGGGAAUGCAUGACGGAUUUAUUAUUGGAAGAGCCAGGUCCCAUGGAAGAACCAUUAGAUAAUAGACAAGAAACAAGUUUAAUCGAAAUUAUGGUUUGCUGUGUCAGACAGGCAGCCACAGGUGAAGCACCAGUUGGUAGAGGACCCACUAGGAAAGUAACUUCUUUAAGGGAAAUAAAACAGGCUGGCGAAGAUAAACAAAAACUUACCGAACAUUUUAUUGUCACGUUACCCCCUUUAUUGGAUAAGUAUUCAGCUGAUUCUGAGAAGUUAGCAAAUUUGCUGAGUAUACCACAGUAUUUUGAGUUGGACUUGUAUACAAGUGGUCGUCAAGAAGGUUCAUUACAAUCACUACUAUCAAAGCUCAAACAUAUUGCAGAAGUCCAUCACGAACCUGAAGUAUUGGAAACAUGUGCAAAAACUUUGGAAAUUCUUUGUAGCGAGGGUCAUUCCCUUUAUACUCGUUGCGAUGUAGCUAGAUCUACUACAAUAGACAUGAUAGUGGCGAGUUAUAAAGAUGCUAUCGACGAUUGGCGAAAUUUAUUACUGGGCGAAGAAACUCCCAACGCUGAUGAAAUUUUUAAUGUCGUCAGUUCAUUGAAGAAAGUUUCACUAUUUUAUGCUAGCCACAAUUUAAAUCAGUGGAAUCUCUGGGGUACUUUAUUUCAAGAUGUCAAGGAAAUUGACAGCAGUCUCCCUGCAGAAGCGAUAAAGUACAGUUUGAGUUCUUGUUUUUAUUGCCUCUUGUGGGGUUUACGCACAUUACAAUUGACACAAGAAAACGGAGGUGUUACAGGUGCGGGGAUUCAAGAGUUACGACAAAGUUUGAACGAAUUCAUUGAAGCAGCUCAAGAAUUGAUUAGGUCAUCACCUCAUAUAAGUAUUAGAGAGGAAAGUUACGUGUGCUUAUGCGAUCUGUUGGUUGUUUUCAGCGACCAAUUGUAUCGUACGGCUCAGCCGUUGUCGGAACUUAUUUGUGAACCAGAUCGUAAUUUGCAAUUGCUACUGAAUGAAUUUGUGCAAACCUAUGUAUUUGUACCGCAGCAGGAAGGAGAAAAUGAUGAACAUCAUAUAGAGGGUUUGCAUAAAAGAAGAAAUUUCUUAGCAGCUUAUUGUAAACUGAUUGUUUAUAAUAUAAUGCCAACUAAAGCUGGAGCAGAAGUAUUUAAACAUUACGUUAAAUACUACAACGAAUACGGAGAUAUUAUUAAAGCUACAUUGAGUAAAGCCAGAGAAAUCAAUAAGGUUAAUUGCGCGUUGACAAUGUGUUUAAGUCUGAAUAUGAUGUUCCAAGCAUUGGGCAGCGGUGGAAGAGUAACUAGACAACAUGAAGACUUCUUCGGUUUGAAGGAAUUGGCAAAGCGAUUCGCUUUGUCAUUUGGUUUAGAUGCGUUGAAAAACAGGGAAGCUAUAACGGCAUUACAUAGAGCAGGUAUCUUAUUUGCUGUUAGUGGUGGAGAGAAUCACGAAGAUCCCACCGGACCACCACCGAAUCUACCGUUUUUGGAAAUAUUAACGGAGUUCACUAAUAAAUUGUUGAAACCCGAUAAAAAGGUAGUUUUAACAUUUUUGGACAGGAGAGUCACUACAGGUAUGCCAAGCAGUCGAGGUGAAGAUUGGCAGCCACUAUUGAUGUACAGGAAUUCAUUGGUGCACGGCGAAACUGACCAGGUUCCAACUACUAGUAAAAGGGCGUAUGGUCGUAAACGUAAAGAUCCUGAUCACGACGAUGACCACGAAGAUGAUGAUCAUGAAGAAUUUCCAAGUAGUUUAUACAUGUUGUAGGGUAGAUGCUUUAUAUUUUUCCUAGCUUGAUCGUGAAGAAAGUUCUGAGCACUCUUAAAUACAGGAUUCGUAAAGGCGAAGUUUUCUUUUAAUAAUAUUA